AUGGCGUUCACCCCAGGUAGCAUUUGCUACUUGGAUUACGGUGAGGCUCCACCGUGCAUCCAUACUAGACUAGUCCUUGCAGCUUUGGAUGAUCCGAAUGCACCUGGCGAUUUCGUAGUCUGCAGUCCAGAUUUGGACAUCUUUGUAGAACAAUUAGAAGCUGGAAAUGUCGAUCUCACUGGUUUUUUUCCUGGUGUGGCCAAUGGUAUGCCACCUCCGGGAGUGAACCCAGCGCAUAUCUAUGGGUUCCAGCCUAUGAGGCCUGCUGACUACGCAAGAUUGCUGGAAGCCGGAAGAAACGAAGCAAGUCGCGAGCUUGCUGUUGCUGGGCUUCCUGUUGCUGCUCCCGAUGCUGGAACUCAAGUGUGGAUCCUCGCUGAGUAUGUUGAGGGAAGGAAAAUAGGUGAACGUUUGAUACCACCAGCGGGGCACCCGAAAAGUGGGCCUUGGGGUCUGAUGGACGUUGUAGACAAGAACAAUGUGAGCAAGCCAUGUUUGAUCCAUCACAUUCUGGAGACAGACAUCCCUGCGUUCUGUGAGGAGCGUGUCCGGCUUGCACGCCUGACUGAGACCACAGAGGGCGAUGAUCGCCUGGCAGGAGAAGACGUCAGGACCCUGGAAGUGAGAUAUGGAAUGAACGGUGAAAGGCUUCGCAAUUUCAGAGAAAGCAUCAAUGAGGUUCAAGUUUGUGAGUUUGAGGACUUUCCGUUUGAGCCACGUACGGCCCUCGACUAUGCCAAGGCCAUAGCAAGCAUUGCCGAGUCUGCCACGGCUCAGCAUCACCUGUGGAUUGGCGCAUCUCGUAUCCCGGAAGGGGACCGAAGUGUGUAUGAGGACGAGGUGUUAGCUCGUGUGUUGGACCUCGCAGUGACGUAUGACAGUCUGAACAUUGGGAACCUAGCUUGCAUGGAGCUGGUAUGCCGCAGAAGGCAGUUGAUCUCGGAUGCUCACUCCAGCAGCCCUGGUGCGCCCAGCUAUACAGGAGCGGAAGACUACCUGGGACAGACCUACAAGCAUGGUGGAGGCAUCGUUGUCCCAGCCCUCACAGACUUUGUGUCAAAGAAGAUGCAGGCCCAGUCCCAAAUUUUGAAGGAGCGACGAAAAUUGGCUGAGGCUAAGAUCACCAAGAAGGGAAACCCCAAUCCAAAGGCUGCCCCGAAGGGUCCCUUCAGGAGAAUGCAGCGUGCAAACUGGAGCAGCUCGGUUUUUCACAAACCCACGGGAGAUGGACGUAAACGAGAUGCCUUUCCUUUGCCAACUCUUGAAUUAGAGUCUGCGCCUCGUGGGCAAGUGUGCCGAUCGGUUGCCCAGCGAAUUCAGUCUCGUCGGGCUGUCACUUUUGAGGUGAACAAGUCCAUCAAUGCCUUGAAUUCAUUAUUUUUUGGUGGUAAUGGGCCUAGCCACGGGUCAACGGUUUCUUCACUGUGUCGCUUGCCUUCUAAUCAGAGAGCGGCCAUCGGAGAUAUCAUUGAUUCUGUGAAGCGGUUUGGUCCAAACCCCACUGGUGCAACUGGCUCAGAAGCCCUAGGGGCGCUUCGAGCGGCCUCGUCUGGAUAUGAUGAUGCUGCACUAGGCGUUGGUGAUGUGGUGCCCCUCAACCUUGAUCAUCUCUCUCUGCCGGAAGGCUUGAAGUCAGGGGUGGAUUUGUUGGGGGCGCUGGAUGACAGUGUUCGUUGUGUUGUGGAGGAUUUUGAGGAGCACAUGUUGCAGGAUGCUGAUGUUUGGACAUGGAUCUCCAGAAAUGCUCAAAAGCUAGUCCCUUAUGACGACCCAUCGCUUCGAUCGAAAGGCAAGUACCUGGAGUUCCUGCGAGAGUUGCACGACCGUGGAAUUCUUGGCUUCACUCAGGACUGCCGCGGAAGGGUUGGAGCUUUCACGGUUUCUAAGCUAAUUGGGUCACGCGAUUAUGGGAGUGUUUGUGCAAGCAUGCGUCGGUUUUGUCCAGCCAUUGUGGUAUUACCUAUGGGCUUCUCGUGGUCUUUUUAUUUGGUUCAGCAUAUUCAUGAGCAGUCAGUGUUGCGGAGCCUGCAAAUUCCGCGGGAUAACAUCAUAUUGGAGGGACAGCCAGCACCGACAGUCAGAGACAGCGAAGUCUUGAGCAUGCCCUAUUGCGACAAUAUUCACACACUCUGCACAGAUCCAGAUAUUUGCAACAGUAGCAAGUGUUUGAUUUCCCGUGACUUGGAGGAGCUGGGCUUCCAGCUACAUGAGGAUGAGCCAGCAUCCACUCUUUUCGAGACUUUGGGAGGAGUGGUUGAUGGGUCCAGGGGAGAGGUGAGGGCCACAGCGCAACGUGCAUGGCGAAUCAAAUUGGCCUUUGAACAUGUUCUCACUAUUCCUGUUUCUGGCAAGACUAUUCAGAAGCUGCUAGGUCAUGCAAUGUUCUUGUGUGUUCUCAAUCGUUGUGGUAUGAGUAUUUUUCGAUCUCUUUACGAUUUUGUUGAACGACAUUCAGAGGCUGGUGGUAAGUAUUGGCUACAAGGUAGAGAGGUUGAAGAGUGCAAGGUUUUUUCUGGCCUUAUUCCAUUGCUUUACAGUAGUUUGCGGAGGCAUUGGAGCCCAACAGUCACUUGUACCGAUGCUUCGCCUGCUGGCUAUGGGGUUUGUGAGACAGUUUUGGACCCCAAAGAUGUCAGCGACAUUGGCAGGUGGCACGAGAAGUGGCGCUUCAAGCGGCUGAAGCCGGAGCAUUGGAAUCCUAGGAGACGAGCAGGGGGGCUGGAUGUGUUGGGGGAUCCCUCUUCUGUUUUGGGGGUCGAUGAGGAGGAGCGUCUUUUAGAUCAAUAUGUGGUUGAUAAGGACUUCCCUGAAGUUAACCCAAUUUUUUUGGAUCCCAACGGGUGGCAGACAAAGUUGAUGGGCAAAUGGAACAACACCACUGAGCACAUUACAAUCAAGGAAGGGCGGGCUCUGGUUCUGGCUUUUAGGCGGCUUUGUAGGGCUGGUCAUUCCAGAGGAAAGAGGCAUCUUUUUCUUUGUGACAAUCUUUCAUUGGUUUUUGCAGCAAACAAGGGUAGGGCACACAGCUAUGACAUGCUUCGCAUUACACAGCAGUUGAGCGCACUGUCCCUAGCCGGUGGUUUCAGCUAUAGGGUGAGAUGGAUUCCAUCAGAGCACAAUACCGCUGAUGGCCCCUCGCGCGGGCAAGUCCGUGCGGGUUCUUUCCAACCCUUCCCAUGUGGCACCACUGAAGCGGAGGGGGCCUGCGAGAUUGUUGAGCAGCCCACCGCCGCAGAUGAGCUUCCCAAUGAAACACGUUGUGAAGACUUGCGAGAAGAAGAAGGCCAAACCGGCCACUCGAGUGAUGAGGAGCGCAAGCGUGAAGUCGAGACCACCACCUCGUCGAAGGGUCGAGAGGCUCCCACUGCGACUGGAGACAGAUGUGGGGCGCCGGGCUCAAACUGGCAGGAUGACUAUUCUGGAAGAAAGGUCAGUCAGUGCCGAGGAGACCAGGUAGACCUCGCCCUAGCGGACUUCCUAGACGUGAUGUUCGUGGAGGGCCGGUCAGCCAACGAGGGGGAGAAGGUCGUGGCAUCAGUGGAAUACCAUUUGCUGGAGUCAAAGGGUACUCUGGCGCACAGCCGUCGGGCCUUGAGGGGUUGGCGCAAAGAGAAGCCGCCUCAGAGCAGGCUGCCUCUUCCUGCAUUGUUGGCAGAGGGCAUGGCAAUGGUACUAUUAGGUCAAGGGAGGCGACUCAAAGCAAUCAAGCUGCUGGUGGAUCACGACACGUAUCUGCGUCCUGGAGAAUCCAUAGAUCUCAGAGGAAAGGACCUGGUUGUUCCCAUCAUGGGUGGCGGUCAGCAGUAUCGUCACUACAACCUCGUGGUGAGGGACGCCGAGGCUGGAAAGCCAGACAAGGUGGGAGUGUACGACAACAAUGUGCCUUUCAACACACCGGGCAAGGAAUACCUCGGGCAGAUCCUGCAUCAGCACGUGGCUCAGUUGAACAAACCAGAGGACAAGAUCUACAACUUCAGCUCUGCAGACUUUCGAAAAGAUUUUGCGGAGGCUGGAAAGAUUUUAGGCAUUUCAGGGCUGCACCCAUAUCAGCUUCGUCACGGAGGGGCAGCCGAGCAGCUGCAUUCAGGUGUGAGGGACCAUGCGGCCGUGAAGGCACGGGGUCGCUGGCACACCGACCAGUCUGUGAGACGCUACACCAAGACAGGGAAGAUUCAGCAGCUCCUCUCCAAGUUGUCACCCGUCAGCUUGGAGUUCUGUCGGUGGUCGAAGCGAAACAUGGAACAGGUCCUGAGGGGAAGUAUCCGUCCUCGAGAAGUGCAUAUCAACUUGCAGGAUGUCCCUGCAUCUGGCAAAAAAGGUGUUCAAGUGGGCCACCUCCAACCCCACCACCACAUCGGAGAUAUCACUGACAUCACUUUUGAACACACCAGCCACAACCUGCCUUUGAAGAAGUGCGUGUCGUUGCUGGCCAAUGUGAACCUGCGAUUCUCUCUUCACUUUGGCCUCAUUUUCUAUGCCAACAUCGACACGGUCUCGCUUUUGAUGAAGGCAUCGGCAGACAUCAAUGAACAAUUGGAAGUUCCCAUGAAGAAAACCGGCUGGUGGAUGUUGCUGAAGUUGUUGAGUUUACGCCACACGGUGAGUCCGUCAGCUUUGACCUAUUUGGCCUAUCACCAUUCUGGGGCAACUCCACUGAUGUUGAGCAUCAUCACAGGCAAGUUUGAUUGUGCAUCUCUUCUCUUGGCGGCUGGCGCGCGCGUGGACCUCAAGAACAGACGGGGAAAGACUGCCGUUGACAUCGCCCAAGAGACUCGCGCGCCUAUUUCUUUGACAAGACCACCUGCUGAUGGGACCGACUCAGUGGAAUCGUACCAGUCUGAUCCUCUUGUCAGUUGUUCAUUUUGA
Cladocopium goreaui is the source of this 4866-nucleotide messenger RNA. Lineage: Eukaryota; Dinophyceae; Suessiales; Symbiodiniaceae. The record is from the annotation of a GenBank genome assembly.